AUGAUUUCUCAAUUGCUGCCCUGGAUUCCGGAAGAAAUAGACAUUCUUGCUGCCGUUCGCGAUCCGGUUUCGUUUCGAGCACAGAUCCCCGACCCACGCAUUCAGGUGUUGGCCGCCCCCUUUGCGCCGGACAUCAAGGUCACCAGAAAAGAAGCUGUUGGCCUGAAUUACCCGGAUGUCCUGCGAUUUGUCGGCUGGAACGAUAUCAACGUCCUUUCGGCCUAUCUGGAAUGCUGGGAAGUCCUGCUUCGGGAGGUCAAUGCCGACAUUCUUCUUGCCCAGGCCGCACCGACCGCACUUCUUGCCGCACGUGUCCUCGACAUUCCAAGGGUCGUGAUCGGUGGUGGGUAUGAUCUGCCGCCAAGAGCCACACCAAUGCCGGCCUUCAUGCACUGGGAGCCGAGCGACCGGGAAGAGUUGCUGAGACGCGAGGCCGCUGUCUUGACCGUUGCAAACGCCGCUCUGAAGCAGCGGGGGCAUUCCGGCCUUGCGACAUUUCGCGAACUGCUGGACACGGACGGUUAUGUGUUGGUCACUGUUCCCGAACUCGAUCACUACGGUGAUCGCGCCGCAAUAGAACCGGACCACACCCCCUAUCUGGGGCCUGUUGCCGGCCUUCCAUUCGGCGAGGAGGUCGCCUGGCGACCGGAUGCGGAGUACCGCAUCUUUGCGUAUCUCCGUCCGGGCAAUCCGAGGUUCGAAACCGCAAUCAAGGCACUUGCGUCCCUGCCGGCAAAGACGGAUAUCGUGCUGGCGGCACCGGGCGCUCCCGCCAACCUGCCGGACCGCCUCAAGAGCACAUCGCUGCGCCUCUUUACAGGUCCUGUGAACGUGGAACCGUUACUGGCCAGCUGCAAUCUUGGCAUCAGCCAUGCCUCUGCGAACAUGGCGGCCAAUUUCGCCAUACACGGUGUGCCUCAGAUCGGAUUGCCGAACCACACGGAACAGACGAUGAUGGCUCAUUCGUUCUCACGAAGCCAUCUGGGCUUGGGACUGGUCGGAAAAGCCUCUCCGGACCAGUUGAUCGGCGCCAUUGAUCUGGUGCGCUCGUCUGAGAAAGUUGCCAAGGCAGCUGAAGAGUUUUCUGUCAGGUGGACGGCCAAUGAUGCCAUUCGCACUGGCCGGCACGCCGCUGAGCAGGUCACUUCUUUGCUUUAG
Effrenium voratum is the source of this 1158-nucleotide messenger RNA. The record is from the annotation of a GenBank genome assembly. Lineage: Eukaryota; Dinophyceae; Suessiales; Symbiodiniaceae.